AUGAAUUAUAUUGAUUAUGUUGAUGGACUUCCUGGUGGUGAUGAUCUUGAUGCCAGUGUGAUGAUGCUUUUGAUAAUUCAUUUGGUGAUGGUAGUGUUGAUGAGUGAUGGAGGCCCACUUAGUCCCCCACUGGGUACAUUUAAACGCCAACGAUGUCUUCGAUAUGAGCGAGAUUCUAAAACUGUAAUCAGAUCCAAGUCGGAUAUCAGCGAUAGAUAUUGCAACAACAAAGGCGAAAAAAUAAUCCGCUGCCGAUCAGCCCAGCAGCCUACACCACCUUCACCGCUCCAUCACCAGCCCACGUCGUCUCAGUCUGCAAAAUCCAUUGACAACCAGAUGUCGCGCGUCGAGAGUUUCUUCGACCGUUUGGGCUUGUCUGAUGAUACUUUUAAGGAAUUGAUGACAGGAAACGAACACGUGAGGUAUAAUUCUAUGGCAUCUCCGGAUCAGAACAGUAAAGUGAGUUCUCCUCCUGUAUUUUUCUCCGAUACGAGUACCGUGGAUUCUUUGGAUCAAUGUGUUUAUGAUUAUACAAAUACUGGUAGCAACAAUGCUCCGGUGCAGAAUGUGGUGAGGGUGAGCGAACCUCCUUCAGUGGUUGAAAGGAAUGCGAGGAUUAUUAAGUGGUUGUGCAACUGUCGCAAGAUGCAAUUGCAAUAG
Ctenocephalides felis (cat flea) is the source of this 660-nucleotide messenger RNA. RefSeq lists its product as uncharacterized. The record is from RefSeq and is a predicted model, not a curated record. Bases 1 to 660 code for a protein of 219 amino acids. Lineage: Eukaryota; Metazoa; Arthropoda; Insecta; Siphonaptera; Pulicidae. The transcript is spliced from 4 exons.